CGGGGCGCAGCCGGUGCGCUGCUCCAGCGGCGGAGCCGCGCCGGGAGCGGGUGCGCGGAGCCGUGCGGAGCCGUGCGGAGCCGUGCGGAGCCGUGCGGUGCGGAACCGAGCGGAGCCCAGCGGGGCACCGGCGCUGCCGGCGCCUCCCCGGUGCCCGCCGGGAGCAGAGCCAAGGAAGAUGACAUCUCGGCUCCUCUGAGCCAGCAGUGCCCAGGGAGAGCCAUGGAGUACGAGCUGCCCAACGCCACCGCCUUCUGGUUCUCCCCGGCCUCCCCCUUCGACAACUUCUCCCUGGAGGCGCCCACCAACACCUCCCAGAACGCCACGGGCCAGCACUUUGACCUGACCAGCAACGCCAUCCUCACCUUCAUCUACUUCGUGGUGUGCAUCAUCGGGCUGUGCGGCAACACGCUGGUCAUCUACGUCAUCCUCCGCUACGCCAAGAUGAAAACCAUCACCAACAUCUACAUCCUCAACCUGGCCAUCGCCGACGAGCUCUUCAUGCUCGGGCUGCCCUUCCUGGCCAUGCAGGUGGCCCUGGUGCACUGGCCCUUCGGCAAAGCCCUCUGCAGGAUUGUCAUGACGGUGGAUGGCAUCAACCAGUUCACCAGCAUCUUCUGCCUGACGGUUAUGAGCGUGGACCGCUACCUGGCUGUGGUCCAUCCCAUCAAAUCUGCCAAGUGGAGGCGGCCCAGGACAGCCAAAAUGAUCAACGUGGCCGUUUGGGGCGUCUCCCUGCUGGUGAUCAUGCCCAUCAUGAUUUACGCUGGGGUGCAGCACAACCACGGCAGGAGUAGCUGCACCAUCAUCUGGCCGGGAGAGUCGGGCGCCUGGUACACGGGAUUCAUCAUCUACGCCUUCAUCCUGGGCUUCCUGGUGCCUCUCACCAUCAUCUGCCUUUGCUACCUGUUCAUCAUCAUCAAAGUCAAGUCCUCGGGCAUCAGGGUGGGCUCCUCCAAAAGGAAAAAGUCCGAGAAGAAAGUCACCAGGAUGGUGUCCAUCGUGGUCGCCGUCUUCAUCUUCUGCUGGCUCCCCUUCUACAUCUUCAACGUCUCCUCCGUGUCCGUCAUGAUCGUGCCCACGCCCGUCCUCAAGGGCAUGUUCGACUUCGUGGUGGUCCUGAGCUACGCCAACAGCUGUGCCAACCCCAUCCUCUAUGCCUUCCUGUCCGACAACUUCAAGAAGAGCUUUCAGAAUGUCCUGUGCCUGGUGAAGGUCAGCGGCAUGGACGAGGCCGACCGCAGCGACAGCAAGCAGGACAAGUCCCGCCUCAACGAGACCACGGAAACCCAGAGGACCCUGCUCAACGGGGACCUGCAGACCAGCAUCUGAGGGGACGGCGGGUUUGUCCUGCCCGUGCUCCUCCCCUUCCAUCGGCUCCCGGCUGCAGCAGGGGGUGGCAGCACGGGGCCAGGCCAGGAAUGCCACCUGAGGGGACGGGCGGUGGCCUCGGGGCUCCUCUGCUGGGCUCUUCUCUGCUGGUUUGGCUUUCAGGUGUUGGGUCAGGAGGAGCUGCUUCGCCAGGAAAACCAAGACAACCCACGGCGACACCAAAGUGCCACCAAAGUGGGCACAGGUACGGCCGGGGUGGCUCUGCUGGGUCCCCCGUGCCACCCUCGGGGCCGGCCGGCUUCGGGGCUCUGCAGCGGGACACACCGGGGGACCUCGGGAGGAGCCGAGGCCACAGGUGUGCGACAACCUGCAGCGACCUGGUGGGAGCGUCCCUCCCGAGGAGAGCGGGAUGUCUGGGAUUGCGUUUCCCCGGGAUAUUCCCUGCUCCGCCGCCUCCCCGCGCUCUGUGACCGCUGCACCCGGAGGGGACACGCCAGCACGGAGGUGACUUCCCCACGGGAAGCAGCUCUGCCCCCCCCGCAGCAGCCCCUCUGAUGCCACCCUGCCUCCUCCAGCCCUUUCCCUGCCCGGCAGAUUUUCUCCCGGGAUGGAGGAUGGAGAAUUUCUCCCUUUGCCCUCCCCGGAGCCGCUGCCUCUCCCACCGCCCGCAUCGGCCGGUCCCACGCUGCGCCGCUGCUCCGGGCACCGCCAGCGCUCCGCUCCCUGCUGGAAAAUCCUUGGAAGUGUUUCAGCAGCGCUGUCGCGUUGGAAAAGCCUGGCACGGGCACCUGGCGCUGCCAGCGGCUCCUGCACCCGGCUGAGAUCGGGGUUUGUCCGGCCGCGGCUCCGAGGGCUGGCACCUCCCUGCUCCUUCCAGGCAAGUGACGCUGGAGAGAGGAUGGGCACGGGCAGGGGGUGCUGGGGACUCGCUGCCCACCCUUGUCCGGCCGAAGGGAGCGGGCAGAGCCAAGGGGGCUCCCGGCAGCGGGGGAGGAGGAAGGGCAGGGCAGCACGGAUCCAUCCCCUGGAUCUGCACUGUGUGAGGGCUGGCGGGGCUGGCCCCACAUCCGCUCUAUUUGCCUCCCCAAGACUGUCCCGAAGCGUUCGGCUCUGUCCCUGUCCCUGGCUGCCCUGCCAUCCCGGCACAAACCGGGGCUCUGUCCCCCAGCCGAGCCCCUCCUUGGCCGGCGCAGCGGGACCCCGGGGAAAGCCCAGGGGAGAGGGAGAAGUGGCGGCACCGGGGGCCGGAUCCGUUCACAGGCCCCGCUCCAGCGCCGAGCCGUGGGAACGAGGGGCUUUGGGGGGAGGGAGCAGCCGGGGCUCGGUCACCCUGCCCUGUGCCACCGCCACCGGAUAACGGAGCAUCACCCGCAGCACAAACGGGGUGGGAGGUGAGGCUGCACCGGGCACCGCCUGCCCUGGGGUCCCGCUUGCUCGGCCAGGCCAUGCUCCAUCCCAGAGCAUGAAGUUUUCCCAUGGCUGUGCCCAGCUCCUGCGGCAGAUCCCGGCCUGGGGCAUCCCUCCGGCUGUGCCAGCCCUGCCCGCUCCCCACAAAGGGUUCGGUGCCAGGCUGGUACCUGCUCCUGCCUCUGUUGGACGCUGCAUUUACUGCGAGACAAAGCAGAGCCGUGCCAGCAAUUGUUUGCUUUUAACUCUUUCCUGCUCCUCCGAGGAUCAGUGCCCGUGUGGCACCUCCCUGUCCCCUCGUGGGCACCGAGCGCUGGCGUGGGGAGCGCGGCUGCCCCCGGGCUCGGGGCACGGCGGGUCGCUGCUGACGCUGCAGGAAUUGCAGCUCGGGGCUCGGUGAAACGGAGCCCGGGGAGGGCCGGGAGCGGGGCUGGGCUCGGUGGCACAGCCGCAGCGAUGCGUCAGUGCCGCCGUGGGCACCCCGUGGGGGAGGCGUGUGCGUGGUGUGCGGUGGGGAGGGGGAUGCGUGCAGCCCCCAGCUCUCACCUGCAGCCGGGCCAAACCCGGGUUUGCCGGGGUCUGACUCCAGCCCAGCCGUGUCUGUGCCAGCAAAACCCCGCUGGAUGAAAGAGCCUCCAGCUGGGAGCACCCCCCUCUGCGCUGGUUUCAUGUGGAAAUACAGAAAUCCGGGAAUUCCCUGCCCAGUUCAGCUUUGUCCCGGCAAACCCCCAGGCAGUGACACUUCUGGAUGCUCAGAGUGGGAUCUGAAACAUGUCCCUGCUUUGCCGGGAUGGGGAUAACAGGGCUGCAGGUGAGGAAUGAGGGGCGUGGGGCACUGCCACCAACAUCCCAAAGGCCACCGAGGCAGGAUGUGGCAGGGAAGGAGCACGAGGUGGCUCCUGGGGGCUGCCAGGGCUCUCCUCGGCCACCUUUCCACAGCUCAGCGAGGAAAAAGAGCAGGAAAGCAAAACGUGCUGCCUUGGAGUGCUGGGAAGGAGCUGCAGCCACAGCCCACCAGUGGCUGUAAAAGCAGCAAAAUAAAACCUUUUGCUGUUCAUUGCUGACUAAUAAACAUCAGCCCCGCUGCUGCUGCUGCUGGUAACGAAGUUUUCCUUCCCAGCCACUUGAUUUUAGUGGGAACUUGACCUCAGAUUGGAUCUGCUCUGCAAAGCCUCUCAGGGCUGCUGGUGGCAGGAUGAGAAAUCUCUGCUGGUGACUGCAGAGCCAAGAGCCCGAUCCUGCAAGUGCUUCUCACUGAGACGGGCCUGGGCAGCAGGGAGCACUGACGGAAGUUUUCCCAAAUCCCAAGCACGAAUUGGGGUGUGCCACAAGCUCCCCGGGAUGCCUGGAGCAGGGAUCUGGGUCACUCCUGCACGAGCCUUCCAUUCCCAGCGUGGCCUCCCCAGAGCCCGUGGGAGCCAAUUCCCCUUUUCCUCCUCACCGCUGCUUCCCCAGCGAGGCUGAGGGGUGGCACCACAGCUCCUCAGUCCCACGGGAUCGACCUGCAUGGAGACAUCCCUGCUGUCCCCUUCCUCAGCAGGGCUGGGGCUGGGCUGGGCAUCCCCGGUGUCCCCUCGGAGCCAGCCUGGCUCUGGGCACUCUGCUGGCCAGUGCCCCGCUGUGCUCCAGAGCCAAAUCCUGCUCGGGUGGGCAGCAGGGGCUGGGCAUGGACCUGGAGCCUUCCCGGAGCAUCUCUGCAGCUCCUCGUGCCGGCUCCAGCGCUGCCUUGGACCGAAAUAAUCUCCUGAAGUGCACUGCCGUGGCUCCGGGGGUUUCCCCACCCUGCCACAGUGGAAGAGCCUUGUCUUUGUGGGACACGCCACCGAGAGGUCCCAGAGCUGCCCAGGUCCCAUCCAGCCCCACCAGGCAAGGAGAGCUCCCAGGCUCCGAUCCAAUUCCAAAGUGCUCAGGGAGAGGCUCCAUCCCCUCCCUGCUGCUGCUCCAAGGGGGAAUCACCAGCGAGGCACGAGCAAAGGACACAGCAAACCCCAAAGCUGCCUUCCUACUACCGAGCCUGGAACUUGUCUGCCCAGCCCAGGGCACCUCUGUCCUUCCCUCUGACACCCAGCCUGGCACCUGGCUAUCCUGAGGGAUUUCAGCCCCACUCCCUGCUCGCUGCAGGACCUGGACUGUGAAAAGCCACAACAGGAGGGCCAGGCUGGGAGGAUCCUCCUCCAGCAGUGUCCCAGGCAGGAGAUGCUGAGGGAUGCACAGCCUGGCCACUCCCUCUGUCCAUCCCUCCAUCCCUCCGUGGAUUCCAUCCACCCCUCCAUCCCACCCCACGCCGUGUCUGGGAGGAGGGACGGGAUGGCUGACUGUAAAUAUGUGUAAAUUGUAUAUACUGGAUGUACCCAGGGGGGUUUUCUGUUCAUGCACCCACAGGGCACCCCUGACUCCCCCUGUGCCAGGGGGUGGGUGGCACCACGCACGAGCCAGGAGGGACCCCAGGGGCUGCUGCCACCCUGCCAGGUGACUUCUGCAGGGCAAGGGAGGUGAAGUGAGGUCUCUGUUCCCUGCAGAGAUCCAGCAGCACCGUCCACGCCCCGUGUCCGUAGCUGUGCCCUGUCAGUGAUCCGUGGUGACCAGGACAUGCCGAGGCCGUGUCCCUGCUCCCAGCCCUGUUUUCCUCCCUGGCAAUCGUUCCUCAGUGUCCCAGUGUGGGACUGAGCCUUCCCACAGAGAAGGCUCCCACUGCCACAGUCUGUGCCACGGGGAGGGAAAUAAAAGGGUUUUCCUACA
Taeniopygia guttata (zebra finch) is the source of this 5478-nucleotide messenger RNA. RefSeq names its product somatostatin receptor 2 (gene SSTR2). Gene Ontology annotation, molecular function: neuropeptide binding; somatostatin receptor activity. The record is from RefSeq and is a predicted model, not a curated record. Gene Ontology annotation, biological process: neuropeptide signaling pathway; cellular response to estradiol stimulus; cellular response to glucocorticoid stimulus. Gene Ontology annotation, cellular component: plasma membrane; neuron projection. Lineage: Eukaryota; Metazoa; Chordata; Aves; Passeriformes; Estrildidae.